AUGCAGGUCUUUUGGCUUCUUCCCAUUGUACACUUGGGCAUAUGCGCCGCCCAGCAACCUGGAGCGCAACCUUUAGUACCACCUUCAGCACCGAGUUCAGCUGCAGGAUCAGCAUCGGCUCCAUCACAGCCGCAACUGCAGGGUGGACAAGUUGCAGCCCCACCGAUGGCACCCGCGCAAGAACUUGGCGCAGAACCCUCAGAUGUAUCUGUGGCUGUUAGUGAAUUGGCUGCUAUUAUAACCCCUGUCAACAGUCCCGCAAGCGACGAAUUAUGCAGGGAUCACGUGAAAGCGGUGCAUACGAUUCGUGUUCAGUCACUGCUGAUGCAUUUCAAUCUGAAGCAUACCCUGAUUAACAAUUUGAGAAGUGACAUUGGUGACGGAUUUUACUACCCAUUUAGAAGCAGCCUUGAAGCAGCCACAACGGGGGCGAUAAGCAAAGAAAUGACAGACUUCGACACCAAGGAAAAAGCAUUCUCCGCAGGGCUUACGGAGUUAAAUGGUACACCUUUCUACGCAAGUGCAGGAACGUUAUUUGCGGCUUUGACGGCUGCUAAUACCUCGUUGGACAGCACGCAUAUCAACCACCUGCUCCAUAUAAAGCAAGCCUGGGGAAAAGAGGAAGCGUAUGGCAGCAUUAUGAUGCUAAUGCAAUUUGACCUUAAACUGUAUGCUGGGAAGCUUGAAUUGGUUUACAGAACUUUGUCAGACCAUGUUAAACUUGUUACGGACCCCACUGACAGUGACGCAGACCGUACAAGCAUAUUGGAUGCGUAUACUUCAAUCCGCAGUGCCUUCAGCUAUGUGUCAAACGUUCGCCGUGAUGUCCAUAUGCUGUCGUUGUCAUUUGUGAAAUAUCUCGAAGCUAAGAAGAUGCACGAAUCUGCAUUUGCCGCUGCCAAAAAGAUUGUUGGAACUAUCAACACAGUUUGUUCAGGAAACAUGCCUACGGAGCGUUCCGAUGCCAAUAUCGUGCUUGGGGACGUUACAAUUGCCAAAGACACACAGGAUUACGUACGGUUGGUGCCUAAGCGCGCAAUUGGUGAUGCUACUACGGUGCAGAGCUGGUUGAAGACUGCCGCGUUCUUCCGCUACAUGUAUGCGCUGGCCCUCACAAGGAUGUCCAAAGCCUGCCAUACUCUAGUGGCAUAUUUAGUCACCAAAGCGCCCUCUUCCAAUACAGAAGAAUUUACCAACAUGUACAACGCCCUUCAUAGAGACAUUUCGGCCUACAUCACCGCCAUGUCCGCGUAUGUCGCUGACGUGUCUAACGCUCAGUUGGGCACCGACCACGAUACCGCUGCGGCAGCCAUGGUCAAAUCAGCCGAAACCCUGGUAAACCAGUACACGGAAACCGUCAAAACACUCGUCUCUGCCUUGGAAGAUACCGAUAAGGCUGCCGGUGAGGGUGAAGUAAUACGUGCGGACACUGAGAUCAUGCGUAUUGCAGUAACGUUCCUUGGGCGCAUGGUGCGCCUGUACAAAAUGGAUAUGAUCGAUGAUCCCAUGGCACCCGUACCUGCACCCUACGCAAAUACAAUCUCCAUGUUGGACACAAGCACCGCAAUGGCGGAUGGCACCAAAAAGUUCCUCGGUGCACGCGUUGCCACACCCGAUGCGAUGAAAUCAGCGAUUCGCAGACUUACGUCUCUAAAUGAAACGGCAAAGGAUGCAUUUGACACAACGAUGUCGUCCAACGAAUCUUUCCGGACAUUUUAUCCAUCAAAUGUGGACGAUGUUGAGCGCCACAUGAAGAUUUUCAAGGACCUGCAAAGCAUUGCUGAUGCACAAGUCUUUUUCAUGCUUAACCCUGAAGACAAAGAAAACAGUGGUAAGAAGAGUUCCGAUUUUGUCAUACCUACUGCCUUUCUUGCCGCAGCUUCCGCCCUGAUGAUGCUCUAA
Molecule: messenger RNA, 1902 nt
Organism: Babesia ovata
Lineage: Eukaryota; Apicomplexa; Aconoidasida; Piroplasmida; Babesiidae
Product: tolQ-type transport protein, putative
Exons: 1
Coding region: 1-1902 (633 amino acids)
Source: RefSeq, a predicted model, not a curated record